Parascedosporium putredinis is the source of this 516-nucleotide messenger RNA. The record is from the annotation of a GenBank genome assembly. Lineage: Eukaryota; Fungi; Ascomycota; Sordariomycetes; Microascales; Microascaceae.
AUGACGAUAGCUAUGAAGAACUACAUCCCGUUUGUUCUCGUCCUUGCCCUUGCGACUUCCGUACUCUCCACUCCCAUUCCCGCUAGCCGCCGUGCUUCUGGGAUUGUGGUGAAGUACAGCGAUAAAUAUCCUGCCGAGAACCAAACGCCAACCCGGUCUGGCGUCUCCGAAACCAUCACCUUGUCAGACAUUGAAGAGCUUCUCUCAGCCGACGUUCCUCUCCCCAGCACCCUCCUCAUGGCGCUUCCUUCCAUAAAAGCCAAGGCGACCGCUUCAGCAGCUACGCCCGCAGCUACAACCACUCAGACUUGGGACCCUGCUACCGUGGAAUUGCAGCAAAUGUUGGCCAACGUCGUGACUCGUAGCAUGUGCCUCGCGCUCGCCGGGUUCGCUGGGUGUUUCCUCGCCCUUGUCGCCUGUACCAUUCAAAGACGCUCGUAUCCUUCCAUCUGCGCAGACCACGUCGACGAGUCCUAUAUGGAUGAGAAGACCAUCAAGCCGACCGGCUCUGCGUGA